AUGUCGAUUUUGAGAAGCUUUGCGAGACGGGUUGAUACGGCGUUUGUUGUUCUUCCGACGACGACAACGAGGUUACCGACGUUGGGAUACCGACGGCUGCAGCGGUUUUCGACGGCCGGAAGGUUGGGGUAUCCGGUCGAAGGGGUGCCUGAGCAUUUAGAUGAGAAGGAAGCUGGGAUUUUUGAGAAAUUGAGGGAAGGGUUGAGUCCCAGUCGGUUGGAUGUCAAGGAUAUAUCAGGAGGAUGCGGGUCAAUGUAUGCGGUUGAGAUCGAGUCUCCGAAGUUUAGAGGGUUGACGACGUUGAAGAUGCAUAGGGAAGUGCAGGGCAUUCUGGCGGAGGAGAUUAAAGGAUGGCAUGGGAUUCAGUUGAAAACUAAGGCGACUCCCGUGGGGGAGGAGUGA
Molecule: messenger RNA, 402 nt
Organism: Orbilia oligospora ATCC 24927
Lineage: Eukaryota; Fungi; Ascomycota; Orbiliomycetes; Orbiliales; Orbiliaceae
Exons: 2
Coding region: 1-402 (133 amino acids)
Source: RefSeq, a predicted model, not a curated record